GGCGGCGUCGUUCCCGGGCCUGGGCCCCUGGGCUGCGCCACCGGGUUGCAGCGAAGGGGGCGGUCGCGGGUGAAGGCACCCCGCACACUUUCCCGACCAAGCCCUGACGUGUGAACACUUCGAUGGGAAGUGUUCCUGAAGCCUCGUGGUGGAACAGCUGUGUGCCCCAUUCAAAGGGAAGGAUGGAAGCUCUACCUUAAAAACAGGAUGUGAGCGGACGAGACCUGUCAUUAACGCUCAGGUCCCUGUGGACUCUCCACCUCCACUCGCACUCUCCACCUCCACCUCCAAUUACGGCAUCAGCUGACAUCAGGAACAAUAAGGCCUGUGAUCGGAGGAAGCCUGUUUGACAAGAUGAAAACAGUACGGCACUCGGAACAGACACUUAGAACAGCUCUGAUCUCAAAGAACCCAGCACUUGUGUCCCAGUAUGAGAAGUUCGAUGCUGCAGAACGGCGUUUGAUGAACGAAGCCUUCCAACCAGCCAGUGAUCUCUUCAGGCCCAUCAUCUUGCAUUCUCAGUCCGAUUGGAUCACGUCCCAUCCUGAGCCUCCCCAAGACUUUGAAGAGUUUUUCAGCGAUCCUUCCAGAAAGACACCCUCUCGAGAGAAACACAGUAUUUAUAUACAGUGCAUUGGAUCUCUAGGAAAUACCAGAACUGUCAGUGAAGAAUAUGUGAAAUGGCUCAAGGGCUACUGUGAAGCAUUUUUCUAUGGCUUGACAGUGAAACUCCUAGAACCAGUUCCUGUCUCUGCAACAAGGUGUGCCUUUAGAGUCAAUGACAACACGAAGAACCUCCAAAUACAUGCAGGGCACAUCCUGCACUUCUUAAAAAAGAAGAAACCUGAAGAUGCCUUCUGCAUUGUGGGAGUAACAAUGAUUGACCUUUACCCGAGAGACUCCUGGAAUUUUGUCUUUGGACAGGCCUCUUUGACAGAUGGCGUGGGGAUAUUCAGCUUUGCCAGGUAUGGCGGUGACUUUUACAGCUCAGGCUACAAAGGCAAGGUGAAGGCGCCGCAGAGGCGAUCUUCGCAUGACUAUUCGGCGUUUGAUAACUAUUACACUCCUGACGUGACUAGUGUUUUGCUGCUUCGGUCCUGCAAGACUUUAACCCACGAGAUUGGACACAUAUUUGGACUUCGACACUGCCAGUGGCUUGCGUGCCUAAUGCAAGGCUCCAACCACUUGGAAGAAGCUGACCGGCGCCCCCUGGAUCUGUGCCCGAUCUGUUUACGCAAGUUGCAAUGUGCUAUUGGCUUCAACAUUGUAGAAAGAUACAAAGCACUGGUGAGGUGGAUUGAUGAUGAAUCUGCUGACACGCCCCGAGUUACUCCGAAACAUGGUCGUGAUGGUAAUGUGAGUUUGCCCAAACCUGUGGAAGCCUUUAAGGAGUGGAAAGAGUGGAUAAUAAAAUGCCUUGCUGUUGUCCAAAAAUAAGAACCUUCAAAUAGGAGUAAUUAAAAUACUUGCACAUUA
Messenger RNA from Eptesicus fuscus (big brown bat), 1476 nucleotides. It is a transcript of the gene AMZ2, whose product is annotated as archaelysin family metallopeptidase 2. The transcript is spliced from 10 exons. The coding region runs from base 355 to 1437 and encodes 360 amino acids. Gene Ontology annotation, biological process: proteolysis. NCBI's taxonomy places the organism in Eukaryota, Metazoa, Chordata, Mammalia, Chiroptera, Vespertilionidae. Gene Ontology annotation, molecular function: metallopeptidase activity. The record is from RefSeq and is a predicted model, not a curated record.